Molecule: messenger RNA, 1700 nt
Organism: Boleophthalmus pectinirostris (great blue-spotted mudskipper)
Lineage: Eukaryota; Metazoa; Chordata; Actinopteri; Gobiiformes; Gobiidae
Gene: kctd6b
Product: potassium channel tetramerization domain containing 6b
Exons: 3
Coding region: 238-951 (237 amino acids)
Biological process (GO): protein homooligomerization
Molecular function (GO): protein binding
Source: RefSeq, a predicted model, not a curated record
GUGUUCCUCCCCCAUCUGGGUCAGAUGUGCGCAGUAGUUUGCUGCAGCCUGAAGCGGUGCACUCACACACAGCUGCCACAGUGGACAAAAUCUGCUGCAGCAUUUUACUGCUCAAUGAAAUUUAAUCUAUUACUUCGUACUUGUAGGAAAAUACGAGACUGGCCCUAGGUGAAGCAAAACAACACUGCAGACACCUUUUCAGAUUUAAAUUUUUUUUCUGCCCAAGCAACUCUACAAAUGGAGAAUGGAGAUUGGGGUCGUAAGGUGACUAGUCCUGUUACUUUAAAUGUAGGGGGCCACCUUUACACCACCAGUUUAUCCACUCUGCAACGCUACCCAGAUUCUAUGCUUGGAGCCAUGUUUCGAGGAGACUUUCCCACAACCCGGGACUCACAUGGAAACUACUUCAUAGACCGAGAUGGAACACUCUUCCGUUACAUCCUAAACUUCUUGCGGACAUCUGAACUUACUCUUCCUCUUGACUUCACGGAAACAGACCUUUUGAGGAAAGAGGCUGACUUUUAUCAAAUUGAACCUUUAAUCCAGUGCCUUAACGACCCCAAACCGCUGUAUCCUCCUGAUAUCUUUGAACAGGUAGUGGAGCUGUCAAGCACAAGAAAACUGUCAAAAUAUUCAAAUCCAGUUGCUGUUAUAAUUACCCAACUUACUAUAACCACAAAGGUUCAUGCCCUGCUUGAAGGUAUUGCUAACAAUUUCACCAAAUGGAACAAACAUAUGAUGGAUACAAGGGAUUGUCAGGUAUCUUUCACAUUUGGACCAUGUGAUUAUCAUCAAGAGGUCUCCCUCAGGGUUCACCUCAUGGACUACAUUAUGAAACAAGGCUUUACUAUUCGAAACACGCGUGUACAUCAUAUGAGUGAACGUGCCAAUGAGAACACUGUGGAGCACCAUUGGACUUUUUGUCGACCAGCUCACAAAGUGGAAGAUUGAGGACCAGCACUUUUUAAAAUUCUUAAACUAUUACAGAAUUACUCUCCGAGGCCAGCAUAUAUAAUAUAUUGUUAGACUCAAAAAAGAGAACUACAAAUUAUGUUAAACUAAGUAUAAAUCACAGCCUACCACGGAGCAGAAAAAAAACUUAUUAUGAUAAAGGGCCAUGGCUAUUUGUGUUUAAAAAUGAAUGUGUAGGUUUAUUAUAAAGAUUGUUCAAACAAUAUACCACAAUGUAAGUAUAAUAAAUGUGACUUUUACCUGUAAUUUCAUGAACAUCAACAAUUACGUGCCGUGUACCACAAGAAACAGUGACAUUCCUCAAAUGCAUUCCUCAAACCUAAAAAAGUUUUUACUGACUGAUUGGGUGUAGACCUAUGAAUUAAAAAUCUCAUAGCAGUUAAGUUACAAUUUAAAAUGAUUGAGUGAACCACUGUGUGCAAAAAGCCACUUAAACCAUUCCUGUAAAGUUUUUUCUAAUUGCUUGAAAAAUCUUUGACCAUAAUAAAGUAGUAGGUCUAAUAGUUUUAGAUUUGAUCAACAUUGUGUAUUGUUAAAGUAUUUGUAACUUCAUCUUGUUGAGUCUACAAAACACUUUUUUUUGGUACAUUUUUGUAUAUCUAUGUUGCAUGUGUCUGCAUGUCUUGUAUACGUAUGUACUUGUGCUACAAUAUUAAGUCAGACUGUUACAUAUUAAUUCCCAUCAAUGAUGUGUUGAGUCCUCAGUGUUAAAUAAACGGAUUUGUAUA